AUGCCUUUCGGCAACACCCACAACAACUAUAAGAUGAACUUCACCUGUGACCAGGAAUACCCCGACCUCAAACUACACAACAACCACAUGGCGAAGGCACUCACCCCUGCAAUCUAUGAGAAGCUGAGGGGGCUGCAGACUCCCAGCGGUUUCACAGUGGAUGACUGCAUUCAGACCGGUGUUGAUAACCCAGGCCAUCCCUACAUCAUGACUGUGGGCUGCGUUGCUGGAGAUGAGGAAACCUAUGAUGUCUUCUGUGACUUGCUCGACCCCAUCAUUGAAGACCGUCAUGGUGGCUACAAGCCAACCGACAAGCACAAGACCGACCUGAACCACGAGAACUUGAAGGGAGGUGACGAUCUGGACCCCAACUACGUCUUCAGCUCUCGCGUCCGUACCGGCCGCAGCAUCAAGGGAUACACUCUGCCCCCCCACUGCAGCCGUGGGGAGCGCCGUGCCGUCGAGAAGCUCGCCAUCGAAGCUCUGAAUAGCUUGACCGGUGAGUUCAAGGGAAAGUACUACCCCCUGAAGGACAUGUCCGACGCCGAGCAGCAGCAGCUCAUCGAUGACCACUUCCUCUUUGACAAGCCCGUCUCUCCCCUUCUGUUGGCCGCUGGCAUGGCUCGGGACUGGCCCGACGCUAGAGGCAUCUGGCACAAUGACGACAAGACCUUCCUGGUCUGGGUCAACGAGGAGGACCAUCUCCGCGUCAUCUCCAUGCAGAAGGGCGGCAACAUGAAGGAAGUCUUCAGGCGCUUUUGCGUUGGCCUGCAGAAGAUUGAAGAGAUCUUCAAGAAGGCCGGCCACCCCUUCAUGUGGAACGAGCAUCUCGGCUACGUGCUGACCUGCCCCUCCAACUUGGGCACUGGACUGCGUGGUGGAGUCCACGUCAAGCUCCCCAACCUCAGCAAGCACCCCAAGUUUGAGGAGAUUCUGACCAGACUGCGCCUGCAGAAACGUGGUACAGGUGGCGUUGACACCGCAGCCGUCGGCGGAGUCUUCGACAUCUCCAACGCCGAUCGCCUGGGCUUCUCCGAGGUCGAGCAGACCCAGAUGGUGGUCGAUGGCGUGAAGCUCAUGAUUGAGAUGGAGAAGAAGCUGGAGAAGG
Messenger RNA from Ailuropoda melanoleuca (giant panda), 1108 nucleotides. RefSeq names its product creatine kinase M-type-like. The annotation marks the transcript as partial. NCBI's taxonomy places the organism in Eukaryota, Metazoa, Chordata, Mammalia, Carnivora, Ursidae. Gene Ontology annotation, biological process: phosphocreatine biosynthetic process. The record is from RefSeq and is a predicted model, not a curated record. Gene Ontology annotation, molecular function: creatine kinase activity. The transcript has a single exon.